AUGUUUCGCACACCUCCAAUCAUCUACGAUGCUCUCAUCGUCGGCGGUGGCCCGGCCGGCCUGUCGACGGCGCUGACUCUGGCUCGAGUUUGUCGAACUUCGAUCGUCUUCGACUCUCGCGAGUAUCGCAAUGAGGGUGCCAAGGAGAUGCACACAUUUAUUUCUCGUGACGGAAUACCUCCACAGUCAUUCCGGAAUAUCUCACGAGGACAGAUCAAAGAUAAAUACUCGAACCAAGUGUCGUUCGUGGAGGGUACCAAGAUUGUGUCGGUCUCGAACGACGAGAUUCUCCCUGGCUACAAAGGUUUUCGGGCCGUCGAUAGCGCAAAUAAUACCUAUUUUGGCCGCAAAUUAGUUCUAGCCACAGGUAUCGAGGAUAUUCUACCCACGGAUAUUGAGGGAUACAAAGAGAACUGGCCUCAGCAUAUGCAAUGUCCUUUCUGUGACGGGUACGAGCAAAAAGAUUUUCCCAUCGGCUUGCUCACGUUCCCAGAUCCGUCCUAUGCCCACUUCGCCUUGAUGGUCCGGCCAUUCAACAAAGACUUUACAAUCUACAGCAAUGGGCCAGUGCCAACAGAUGAGCCCACUCAAAUGGCGCUGAAGAAGGUUUUGGCCACCGGUAUCAAACUCGACCAGCGCAAGGUUCGUCGUCUCAUCAACAACGGCUGGGGUCCCGAAAACGGGAUCUCAAUUGAAUUUGAGACUGGUCCUCGCGUGAAGCUGGGAAUGUUGCUGCAUCGACCUCCAAUGCAACCUCGUGGCCGGGACUUGAUUGAGCAGUUGGGACUGGAAACUAAUCCUAAGGGCGACAUAGUGGCUGAUUCAAUGAUGCUGCGUACCAGUGUGCCUGGAUGCUUUGCUGCCGGCGAUACACAGGAAUCAAUUAAGCAGGCACUCAUGGCAGGGAGCAAUGGACUUCGUGUUGGAGCUUCAAUUGCAUUUCAACUUGCUAGCGAAGAGGGAGAUCGAGCACUGGCGAUGCUUGAGGGAAACGAUAUCAACAUGAGCCUAUAG
Molecule: messenger RNA, 1014 nt
Organism: Trichoderma harzianum CBS 226.95
Lineage: Eukaryota; Fungi; Ascomycota; Sordariomycetes; Hypocreales; Hypocreaceae
Exons: 3
Coding region: 1-1014 (337 amino acids)
Molecular function (GO): oxidoreductase activity
Source: RefSeq, a predicted model, not a curated record